AUGGAGUGGGGUGCGAUGGAGUGGGGUGCGACGGAGUGGGGUGCGAUAAAGUGGGCUGGGGUGUGCGAUCCUGAGGCAGCCUCCAUUGUGUUCAACAGCGGCUGCCCCCUCACCAUGGUGCCUUUGGAGGUCACUCACACGGCCCUGCUCUACCCUUCAGUCGCUGCUCGCAUCUCCUCCUGCCCCCCUCACUGCCCUAUCUGCGCCCCCUCCUCCACUCAUGCCGCUCCCCCUCCUCCUUCCUUAGCAACCCCAUGCACCUCUGCUGCUGAUGCCACUCCAAGCACUCAUGGUGGUGCUGAUGGUGGUGCUGUGGCUGUUGCAGCUUCAACUCCCCACACCAACCUCACGCCUCUCGCUGCCAGCGCUGGCGGAUGCCUUGGCUGCUACAGGGGGAGAAAGCUCCGGCAAACAGUCUCUGCGUUGAUGCAUUUCUUUGCCCGCACGUACCUCGAGGUCUUUGGCUUCCAGCACCCACCCCUACAUGACCCCUGUGCUCUCGCCUUCCUCAUCGCCCCAUCCCUCUUCAACGUAUGCUUUCCUGCUUCCCUCUUCAGACUCUCCUGCUGGCAUAAGCACAUGUUUCCCCUUUUUAGUCAGCUCCUUCUGGGCAUUGGGGGGGUUGAUGCGCACGAUGUAUUCUUUACCUUCAGUUUCAACAUUCAAUCUUCAUAA
This is a messenger RNA of Closterium sp. Yama58-4, 675 nucleotides long. Lineage: Eukaryota; Viridiplantae; Streptophyta; Zygnematophyceae; Desmidiales; Closteriaceae. The record is from the annotation of a GenBank genome assembly.